Selaginella moellendorffii is the source of this 3391-nucleotide messenger RNA. RefSeq names its product sensor protein GacS. Gene Ontology annotation, molecular function: phosphorelay sensor kinase activity. The transcript is spliced from 15 exons. Lineage: Eukaryota; Viridiplantae; Streptophyta; Lycopodiopsida; Selaginellales; Selaginellaceae. The coding region runs from base 252 to 3359 and encodes 1035 amino acids. Gene Ontology annotation, biological process: phosphorylation; phosphorelay signal transduction system. The record is from RefSeq and is a predicted model, not a curated record. Gene Ontology annotation, cellular component: membrane.
CUUGCGACGAUCACACUCUGAUCGAUCGAUUAUUACCGGUUCCUCGGCUAUCAAACUGUGGAGCUCGCAGCGGCAUGUAGCUGGGAAGAGUUCAAUCUAAUACUUUGAUAAUUGGCAAGUGGGAGUUUUCCGGAGUUUUUUUUUCAUCGAUCUUCCGGCCUUGUGAUGGAGAAGAACGAGGUUUCGAGCUCUUUAACGAGCAGCUCCUAUGGUGCUUGCCGGAUGCUGAGAGAUACUCUGGCAGGGCAAAAAUGGCUUUCUGCUUGUUAACGCUGAGGAGGAAUUUCCGAAAGUUCCUAUGGACGGGAUCUAAAGGGAAGAGAUUCAUGUCGGCGGUUGCUACUGAGAUGGAGCUCGACUCAAUCAAUCCCAGGAGUUCGGGUCGGAAUCCUUAUCCACGGAGGAGUCUCAAGUCUUCGAUUUGGAUUAAGCUCACUGUCUUCAUUGGAACUCUGGUUGUUUUGUCGUCUGGAGUUUUAGCUGCUGUUUUAUGGCUCAAGACUCGAGAGCAGCUCUCGAAAGAGAUUGAAAGGCGUCUUGUGGCCGUAUCGAUUCUGAGAAGGGGGGAAGUUGAUGACUACUUCAUCGGUGAAAUUGACAAGAUGGUCUUGAUUUCUUCGAGGAUACAGAUUAUCAAUUAUUUGGCAAACCGGUCAGAGGUUUCCAAAGCCACUGCGGAGUAUGAUCUUCGGUCGGCUAUCUCGGCGAUUUCCGAAUUUAAGAGUGCUGCCAUCUUCGAUUCGAGUGGAAAGUUGCGGAUUGCCACUGAAGAUACUUUUGAGGAGAAACUACAGUUUAAGAAUCCCGAGAUGAAAAGUCCGGUGCACAUCGAGCUCCCCAUACUUGAAGGCAACACCUGGAGCUAUAAUAUUUCCAAAGGGAUUUACAUGAAUGACACUCGGAUUGGCAUGCUGAUUGCAAGGAUCAAUGCGACAACUCUUGCGGAUCUCAUUUAUGAAAGGAUCGGGCUGCAAAAGUCUGGAGAACUGCUCGUCGGGGUUCCAAUGAACAACAAAACUUUUCAUUUGGUGAUGCCUCCACGCAUGAAUCCGCAAGUCACAAGCUUGCCUUGGAAAACAGCGUUAGACGCUGCGAUGCAAAAGCGAUCCGGAGUGCUCCACCAACGUGACUACAGAGGAGUGAAGGUGAUAUGUGCCUAUACUCCAAUGGGAUACUCAAAUUGGGUGCUACUUGCGAAAGUAGACACGCGAGAAGCUUACGCUCCCGUUGACAAUAUAAAGAUUGUGAUAAGCAUUAUGAUCGUCAUAACGCUAAUACUUGGGAUUAUAGCUUCUCUAUGCGUUGCAAAGAUAUUUACUUCUCCUAUUAUCGAGCUUGGACGCGUCGCGGCAGCUCUAGGUGAAGGCGACAUGGGGGCGAGAGUAAACAUUGGAUGCGUCUGGUUUCGUGACGAGAUCCAUGAACUACAAGUGAUAUUUAAUAGCAUGGCUGACCAAAUAUCGAAUCACCAUGCCACACUCGAACAGAAGGUGUUCGAGAGAACUAGAGCAUUGGCACGGGCAAACGACGAGCUUGCCUCGGAAAUCGACGAACGCAAGCGAAUUGAGGUGGAGCUUCAAAUGGCAAAAGAUGCAGCCGUUGCUGCGGACAAGGCCAAGUCCGAGUUCCUGGCGAACAUGUCUCAUGAGAUCCGAACGCCUCUCAACGGUAUCAUCAACUGCACAGAGCUUUGUUUAGACACACGGACGUCUCUCGAGCAACAGGAGUAUUUGGAUCUCGUUAGAUUUUCGGCAAAGCAUUUGUUGAGAAUCAUCACUGAUAUUCUCGACUUCAGCAAGAUCGAAGCUGGAAAGCUGGAGAUGGAGGAGAUACAAUUCUCUUUGUACGAUCAGCUCGAGCAUGCGGUGUCUGUGCUGGCCGCUCGAGCACAUAAGAAAGGCCUUGAGAUUGCUUGGAGGGCCGGCCUGGACGUUCCAGAUCAACUUAUUGGAGAUCCUGGGAGGUUGUUCCAAAUAUUUGUGAACUUGAUAGGUAAUAGUAUCAAAUUCACUGAAAAAGGCGAAGUUGUGGUUUCAGCUCAAGUGCACAACAUCUAUCGUGAUAGAGUUGAACUUAUUUUCGCUGUGAAAGACACUGGUGUUGGCAUUCCAAAGGCAAAGCAAUCGUUGUUGUUUCAAGCUUUUUCACAAGUGGACUCGUCCACAACAAGGCUAUACGGUGGGACUGGACUUGGUUUAGUUAUCUCUUCCAAACUUGCUGCGGCAAUGGCAGGAAAAAUGUGGGUGGAAAGUGAAGGAAAAGGAAGCAUAUUUUACUUCACAGCUGCUUUUGACAUUCCACCCUCUUGCGAUCUUCCUUUGUCUCCAAAGAUCGAUGGCUUGAAAGGUAUCAAAGCUUUGGUCGUGGAUGAUCACAUCACGAGCCUUGGAAUCCUCGUGUCUAUGCUCAAGGCUUGGGGAAUGAUCGUCGAAACAAGUCUCACCGUUGAAGAUGCAAAACAUGCCUUGCAACUUGCUUCCCACUCGAAACCAUUUCAAGUCUUACUGGUGGAUUUAUGGCAGCCUGGAAGCAAAGCAGCAGAGCUAGUUCACUACGUGCAAGAGCGGCCGGGCCUGAUAGGAAAAAGCCGGAUCAAAGAGAUCAAAAGGCUUUUGUCAAGCGGUGGUAGCGUUGGGAACUGCUCUUCUACAAUCCAAAUGCUAGUCGAAGAAGUCGACCCGGAGUUUCCAGCGGGAACUCACCACACCGAUAGGCGGGCCUUCGAGAAAAGUGGCUCCUCGGAGCUGCCGCGGCUUGUCGACUCAACAGAAGUUCCUUCCAUUAUCAUGCUUACUUCGAUCGACCACACGGACGGUGAGAGGUGUCGGAAUCUAGGCGUGGAACUCUACACAUCAAAGCCGAUCAAGCGUGCUUUGCUGAUUCGUACACUACAAGCUGCUAUUGGAAUUCACAAGAAUGAUGCUCUAAGGAUAGAGCACUCGCAACAAGCUAAGCUAGAGGCUUCUCCGGAGGAACACAAAAGUCUCAAGAUCUUAGUAGCCGAGGACAACAUCGUCAACCAAAGGGUGGCCGUAUCACUGCUUCGAAAGUGGGGUCACUCGGCCGUGAUCGCGUGCAAUGGAGCCGAGGCAAUCGAGAAAGCAUCGCAAGAAACGUUUGAUCUCAUCCUGAUGGACGUGCAAAUGCCAAUCUGCGAUGGAUUCCAAGCGACCACCAAGAUCCGGGAGAUGGAGAAGAACAAAGGGAUGUCUUCCACUCCCAUCGUCGCCAUGACCGCUCACGCAAUGUUUGGAGAUGGCGAUCGCUGCAUCGCUGCUGGGAUGGAUGGCUACAUCAGCAAGCCACUAAACGCGAAGAAGCUCCAAGAACUGCUAGUGACAUCGUCAAAACUUUUGUAAAUAAAACCUGUAAAAUACUGUUCUUCAUCCAA